This is a messenger RNA of Lates calcarifer (barramundi perch), 1538 nucleotides long. RefSeq names its product akirin 2 (gene akirin2). Bases 359 to 898 code for a protein of 179 amino acids. The record is from RefSeq and is a predicted model, not a curated record. Gene Ontology annotation, biological process: positive regulation of transcription by RNA polymerase II; positive regulation of innate immune response. The transcript has 5 exons. Gene Ontology annotation, molecular function: transcription coregulator activity. Lineage: Eukaryota; Metazoa; Chordata; Actinopteri; Centropomidae. Gene Ontology annotation, cellular component: chromatin; nucleus.
GUCGAUCAAACAGAACAGAAAAAAGGGUAAGCUAAACUGAGCCGUUUCAGUCGGCACUCCGUCGUAGCGCAGAAAAAUCUGAAAUCAUCUGAUUUUAUACAACAUUUAACCUGAAUCGUUUUACUCAGUUUACACCAGGAGAUAUUCGCUAACUCAAACUCGGUGAGAUUUAGCGGCACAAUACAAAGAGAGACGAAAAACUACGUAUUUGCCUACACCCCGGAAUCGCUGCUGCGGUUCGACCUAGCUAACGUUAGCUAGCAUUAGUAGAACAGACCGGGGCCCGAGUCAUUUUCUUUCCCAGACAAGAGGGAAUUUAAGGUUUUUAUUUUAGAUUUUUAGAACAUAUUUCAGCGCAAUGGCUUGCGGAGCUACUCUGAAAAGGACUCUGGACUUUGAUCCGCUCAUGAGCCCGGCUUCUCCGAAAAGGAGGAGGUGCGCUGCGAUCAUGUCUCCGGUGUCUUCACCACAGAAGUAUCUGCGUAUGGAGCCCUCACCUUUCGGGGAAGUGUCGUCCAAACUCACCACAGAGCAAAUUCUACACAACAUCAAACAAGAGUACAAGCGGCUGCAGAAACGACGACACCUGGACAGCGCUUUCCAGCAGGCAGAUGGCUGCUGUCCUCUGGACCUGCAGAACAUUCCCAGUGGAUCUGUCUUACCAGGUACGUCCUCAGGUGCCUCAUCUCCCACCAGGAAGGAGCAGCCUUUAUUUUCCCUCAGGCAGGUUGGAAUGAUCUGUGAAAGACUACUGAAAGAGAGAGAGGAAAAAAUUCGUGAGGAGUAUGAUGAGAUACUGACAACAAAGCUUGCAGAGCAAUAUGACGCGUUUGUCAAGUUCACACAUGACCAGCUGAUGCGAAGGUUUGGUGAACAACCUGCUAGCUAUGUUUCCUGAGUAUCAGCAACGGAUAUUGGGGAAUACUGUUUGCUGCAAGCUACUCCAGGGACCGAGUGGGUCUAGUUGGACUUUUCUCCUAGCUGUGCCAUAUCGCCUCUAUGUGGACUUAAUUGCCUCAGGCAACAGUUAGUGGCAUCCACGUUUGCUGUGUCUGCCAGAGUUAGGAGGGCUUCCUGCUGCCAACAUGUCCAAGGACUUUCUGUGACUCUACCAGUGGCCUCUUAACUGCCGUGUCAAUAUUUAUUUGGCUUUGUUCUGAUGCCUUCAUAAAAGGCUGACUGCCACGACACACUUGGCCUUUUUGAUUUGAUUUUAUUUUUCUGUCAGAUUUUGUUAUUUCACAGAAAGGAUGUUAGUUUUGCAGCUCAAUAUGUACAUUUGAAAAAGGGAUUGGACAUCAAAGAGUGGACAAACAAAGGCCACUUUCAGACUGGACUCCAGAAACAGGCAUCUUGUUUUUUUUUAUAUAUUGUUUUAAACUGUACUGGUGAUUACUGCUAUUACAUUUGUAUACACUGUACUUUUUUAUUUUUUGCUUGACUUUUGUUCAUUGUACUAAAAUUUCAUGAUUUUAUUUGCUGUAGGUAUAACGGGGCUUUGAUUCAAGAAAAGUGAACAAAUAAAGUGUUUACACAAA